Messenger RNA from Oncorhynchus kisutch (coho salmon), 2983 nucleotides. RefSeq names its product homeobox protein XHOX-3-like. Bases 480 to 1616 code for a protein of 378 amino acids. The record is from RefSeq and is a predicted model, not a curated record. Lineage: Eukaryota; Metazoa; Chordata; Actinopteri; Salmoniformes; Salmonidae. Gene Ontology annotation, cellular component: nucleus. Gene Ontology annotation, molecular function: DNA-binding transcription factor activity, RNA polymerase II-specific; RNA polymerase II cis-regulatory region sequence-specific DNA binding. Gene Ontology annotation, biological process: regulation of transcription by RNA polymerase II. The transcript is spliced from 3 exons.
UUCAGUGGACUAUAUAUACUCUUUAUACCUGCACAAAAUAAUUUGCUCGUUAACUCAUGCGGUAAUAAUGUGCUUGUAGCCAACACUGUCCAAAGAUGCCUGUCUUCCCUAGUAUCUCUCAUCCCGCGGUUGUGAUUGCUCGUUCUCUGUUUAUCCACAUCCAAUCGAUGCGUGGCGUCAUCAGGGGUGCCAUUAUGACGACUGCCCUAUUAAGAAUGACAGCUCGAGAGAAAGAGAAUGCAAUGGUGAUCCCUCCCAGGGCUUGUGCCGCACUCUGAAGCGCUCGCCUCGCAGGAUCAGAACGUACAUCCCCCUCUCUUCUCUCCUCUCAUUUCAAUCAAUUCCUCUACUCUUUUUUUCUCCACUCUCACGACUGAAUCCCCUCGCCAUCCGUAGCCUGCAGUGUCACAGACAGCUUGGCUCUCUCCAUAGUGAUUUGGCGCCCGUUCAUUCCACGCGCGUUCGUUCGUUCGUCGGUAAUGGAAAACAGAAAGGAGAUGGUGAUGCUCGCGGAGGGAGGUCAACUUGGCACGGUGGUUGGCAAGACGGGCUCUAAUUUCUCGGAAGCAGUUGGAAGCCCCGCGCAAGAACCGCAAGGAAAGACGGUCAACAGGAACUGCCUGAGCCCGGGUUCUGCACCCUACUCGCGAGACAGAGCGGACGAAGAGGUGGAAGGCGCACAGGGACGCGUGUGCGCUGAUGUAAGGCCGGUUGGUAUGUCCUCUUCUACCGAGAGACAUCGGAUGGAUCACACCAACAAAGAAACCAGCAGCUCGGACACUGAGUCAGACUUCUAUGAGGAAAUUGAUGUGAGCUGCACGCCAGAAAGCAUGGACUACCCCAAUGGGAAAGGUCGAAACGGUGAUUCCCCCUGCCACCCGAGUGACAGCGGCAUGGAUCUUGGUAAGAUGGGUUCGGGACAGGGCUCGCUGUCCUACGGGGCCGACGCGAUGCGACGGUACCGGACAGCAUUCACUCGGGAGCAAAUCGGUCGGUUGGAGAAGGAAUUCUACCGGGAGAAUUACGUGUCCAGGCCGAGGAGAUGUGAACUGGCGGCUUCACUAAAUUUACCAGAGACCACAAUCAAGGUGUGGUUCCAGAACCGCCGAAUGAAGGACAAGCGGCAGCGUCUGGCCAUGACGUGGCCUCACCCUGCCGACCCCGCCUUCUACGCCUACAUGAUGAACCACGCGGCCGCCACUGGGAAUCUCGGUUACUCCUUCCCGUCCCACCUGCCAUUACCGUAUUACUCCCACCUUGGGGUCGGAGCCGGCUCGGCCUCCUCCGCCACUCCAUUCUCCAACCCACUCAGGUCCCUCGACAGUUUCCGGAUGUUGUCUCAUCCCUACCAGAGGCCGGAGCUGCUGUGUGCGUUCAGGCACCCAUCCCUGUACCCCAGCCCGGCCCACAGCCUCGGUCCCGGGGGAAGCCCCUGUUCCUGCCUCGCCUGUCACUCCGCUCAAACAAACGGCUUUCCACAGAGGCCCACCGGGUCAGACUUCCCGUGCUCCCCAACGAGCAGGACUGACACGUUUCUGACGUUUACACCGUCGGUGCUGAGCAAGUCCUCGCCGGUGACUUUGGACCAGAGAGAGGAGGUGCCAUUGACCAGAUAAAACGAAGAGAACACAUCUAAAUGUGUUCAUUAGACUGAGUCAAUGAAGCGCAGAAGAGAUGCGCAGAAGAGAUGCGCAGAAGAGGGCCAUACGCUUUUACCAUGAUGAGCUUUUAUCAAACUUAAAGAAAACACAUGAACAAGACUCAAACAGCAUGAAUAGAACGCUCGUGUGGAGCAGACUCGAUACCCGCAGCAGCAUAAGCGACAGGUACUGCAGCGCGUGCUGUUACAUACACCUGCUACAUAACAAAAAGGAGAGAUGAGCGAGCUCGGAGUGCAAAUAAAUAGCCUACCCAGUUUUUAAGCUAUAUGUUUUCAAGCACCAACGCGAUGAUCUCACACAUCAUGCUAUCCACUGAAAAAAAAUAAUUUCAGUUACAAAACCCCAUGCAGACCAUGAAAUAUUCCGAGAUCGGACAAAAAACACAUUUGAUUUAUGUAAGAUUAAUUUGGUGCGAAGAAAGAGAGAGCCCAGGCGGACUGGGAAUUACAGACAAACGUUUAUCUCUGUGAUGGAUGGUGUUAACGGUUUAUCAUUAUUUGUAGUCUCUUCACAUGUCCAAAUUGACCUACAUAUAUGGGUAGGCUAGUUACAAGAGAAUGAUGUUUUCCAUCUUCUUUUUUUAACAAGGGAAUUUGUUAACAGACUGCACCGUCUCAUUAUGGCUCCCUCUCCCUGCCCGAGUGUCCCUUUUUUGAAGGUCUGGGUCGGAAAUGUGCAGAUGCUGGUAAAAUUAGUAAGUGAUGUAUAUGUACGUGGCAGAUGAAUUUUGAGUGUUGAAUUAAUGAUAAUACCGGCCGCGCGCGGAGACCGGGAGGGAUCGUUUCUGCCAAACCGUAACAAGGCGCCAGGGGAACGGAUUAGCUCGCUUUGGCUUGACGGGGGAAGAGAGAGAGACAAGCCAUUGGACAAUCACACCAGGCAAAUUAGGCCGAGUUCGCUCGAGCUGCCCAUCUCACCCAUAUACCCUCGACUGAACACUAGCCACCACCUCUCUCCCCCUGCCCACCCCCAAUUCUACCCCAUUCUAUUUUACCCUCAGCCAAUAAGACCGAAUGCUUGGAUAAAUGCAUUUAUAACGACUGAUUCUGAUACUAUAAGCCUUAUAUUUAUUAUCCUCAUUCUAAAAUAGUUUGAGGAAAUUGCUAUUAUUUCUUUGUUUCCAUGUAUCGCUUUGCACUGUUACUGGCAUAGUAUUUCAUCGAAAUAACCCUGUCAUGUUUUAGGGAAAUUGCUGCAAAAAGGCUCAAGAGAGCGAAUUCACUCUGUGGUAAUUUUUGCUGAAUAUAUUGUUGGAUUGUUCUGGACAUCAAAUUUGCAAUAAACAGCAUUUCAAACAACAAAAAUCAAUCGAAUGUUUUAUU